Molecule: messenger RNA, 3458 nt
Organism: Nerophis ophidion (straightnose pipefish)
Lineage: Eukaryota; Metazoa; Chordata; Actinopteri; Syngnathiformes; Syngnathidae
Gene: cog4
Product: component of oligomeric golgi complex 4
Exons: 19
Coding region: 203-2527 (774 amino acids)
Source: RefSeq, a predicted model, not a curated record
GCUCACAGGUAGCAAUUUCGCACCAGUACGCAAUUAAUGUGAUAAUGCCCAAAUAUUACAAUGUAAAUAUAAGUAUUUUUCCAUAUACAAUCAAUUUUUGGGUGAAUGAACCCGGUAUUUUGAUUUUUAAUUAGCUGAUUUGUCAAAUAGUUGUGCCUAACAGACGUCGACGAGGAAUUAUUUUUUACGGCCAGAGUGGAAGAUGGCUGACAGCGGGUCGCUCGCACCGAGACGAUGCGGCUCUGGUAAUCUGCCCUCUGCUAGUAUGGACUCAAUCGCAGCGCUGACGGAGCUGGAGGACCUGGAGAAAGUUUAUCAGCAACUAUGUGUUGAGGAGGAAGCAGUGGAGGCUGAGCUGGACCAGCUGGUGGGCCAGGAAGGAACUAUUCACACAAAAAUGCUGGCCCUUCAAAGAAUGGGGCCCAACCUACAGUUGAUUGGAGGAGAUGCCAGCCAGCUGUCAGGCAUGAUCACAUUUACCUGCAGCCUAGCAGAGAAUGUCAGUCGCAAAGUCAGACAGCUAGAUCUAGCAAAGACACGACUAUAUAAUGUCAUCCAGCGUGCUGAUGACAUACUUGAUCUGAAGUUCUGUACGGAUGGCGUGCAGACAGCUCUGCACAAUGAAGAUUACGAACAGGCAGCUGCUCACAUCCACAGAUACCUUUCUCUGGACCAGUCUGUCAUUGAGCUGAGCAGGCAGGGAGAAGAAAGUAGUGCUGUGGAUGCCAGUCUGUUACUGCUACAAGAGGCUGAGCAGAAACUGAAGGUUAUUGUCGCCAAAAAGUUGGAUGAAGCUGUGGCUGCAGUUGACCUUCCCCAGGUGGAAAGGUUUUUCAAGAUCUUUCCUCUGUUGGGCCUCCACCAGCAGGGCCUCGCUCGCUUCGGACAAUAUCUCUGCAGUCAGCUUGCCUCCAAAGCUGAUGAGAACCUGCUGUUGGCAACAGGAGGAGACUUAAACGACAAAAGAGCUCCACUCGUAUUUGCAGAUACUCUGACACUUUUGCUAGAAGGCAUUGCUCGCGUCGUUGAGACGCAUCAGCCCAUCGUAGAGACGUAUUACGGUCCAGGCCACCUGUAUACUCUCAUUACACAUUUGCAGCAAGAAUGUGACCAGCAGGCACAAAAGAUAGUGGACAAGUUCAUUCAGCAGCGGGGAUACCGCAACAAGUUUCAGGUUGUCCAAAGCAGCAUGAUGAAGAGCAUGCCUGGGGAGAGGAUCGAGCCCAGAGAGUUGGAUCCUGUAUUAGCAGAAGUCACCUUAAUGAAUGCUAGGGCGGAGCUUUACUUGCGUUUUCUGCGUCGGCGUAUGUUGGCAGACUUUGAAGUUGGCGAUGCUCAGAGUGUCACACCAGAGCAUCAGCGGAACGUGGAGACGCUGCUGAAACAUUGCGUGCUCAGCAGGAACAUGCAGGAGCUGAUCGGCUAUUACGUACCAAUGGAGGAAUACUACAUGAGGGAGUCUGUAAACAAGGCUGUUACAAUGGAUACCUAUGAGAAAGGUCAGCUGACUUCCAGCAUGGUGGAUGAUUGCUUCUACAUCGUAAAAAAGUGCAUCAGUCGAGCUCUUUCCAGCUCCAGUAUCGACUGCCUGUGUGCAAUGAUCAACCACGCCAACUCAGUGCUGGAAUCCGACUUCAGGGAGGUGCUGUACAAUAAACUGCGCCAGGGCUUCCCUGCGACCACGCUGCAGGACAUCCAGCGUGGCGUCAGUAGUGCCGUCAGCCUGAUGCAGAGCAGCUUGCAGCAGGGAAAGUUCAACACAGAGUUCAACAUCGAGAGCACUGAAAAUGCCAAAGCUGCCUUUUUGGUGACUCUCAACAAUGCUGAAGUAUGCAGCGAGAACGUCUCCACUCUGAAGAGAAACCUUGAGAACGACUGCUCCAAGCUGUUCAGUCAGGGGCCCGGUUCUGGUGACCAAGCCAAGAUCGAAAGCUGCUUGUCGGACCUUGUCAACACAUCUACAAAGUUCAAGGACCUUUUGCAGGAGGGCCUGACUGAGUUGAACACAACAGCCAUAAAGCCUCAAGUCAAACCCUGGAUCAGCUGCUUCUUGUCCAUCUCACAUAACAUAGAGGAGGAGGAAUUUAAUGAUUACGAAGCAAACGACCCCUGGGUGCAGCAGCUCAUCGUUAACUUGGAGCAGCUGAUGGCGGAGUUCAAGACCGCUCUAUCACCUGUAAUCUACGACACGCUGACCAGCCUGAUGACCAGCCUCAUAUCCAUUGAGAUGGAGAAGACGGCGCUCAAGUGCUCCUUUAGCAGGCUUGGUGGGCUGCAGUUUGAUAAAGAGCUUCGUUCCCUCGUGGCUUAUCUCACCACUGUGACCACCUGGACCAUCAGGGACAAGUUUGCUCGCCUCACACAAAUGGCCACCAUCCUCAACCUGGAGCGGGUAACGGAGAUCUUGGACUAUUGGGGACCAAACUCCGGCCCCCUGACGUGGCGUUUGACCCCAGCAGAGGUGCGUCAGGUUCUGGCUCUGCGCGUGGACUUCAGAAGUGAGGACAUCAAGAGGCUGCGACUGUGACGUGCUGUGCCCACUCUUGUGAUGCACGUCACAAAAGACAAUUCAGGUUUGAUCCUCGUUUUUUGAAACGGAGACUGCCUGAGGUCAAGCAAACUGUGGACGAUUAAAUCUUUGCGCCCGGGAGACGUUGAAAUGUAAGUGAGCGCUGUUAAAGAUGAGCACGUGUAAUUAAGAAGUCUUUAAUUGUGGGAGUUCCGACCUUGUAAAGUGUAACGGUGAGAAAAGAGGACACUCGGCAACAGAGGAGCAGAGCGGUAAUGAACAUGGCUGCUAUUAACGUGACAGAAACAGGUCAGACAACUGAUCCCACCUCAUCAUUCAAUAAAGGAAUGGCUGCUCGUCUGACAGGAUGAAACACUUUUAACCUAAUAAAUCGAGACACGCUCUCGCCGCGUUUUCUCUACAUUCAUCCUGAUUGGAUAAAGUGUUUCGCCAUUGAGUGAAGCCACGCAAAAGCUGCUCCCAAUCUCUUGGGAACAUGCUUGCGCAAUGACACACAAUGCAGCAUUAAAAGUGCUCCAUUCUCAUAUUGCCGUACCUGACCUGAAUUCUAUUGAAAGCAUCAACACAGGAAUAGUUAGGAAAAGUGUAGCUUUAAUGUAAACACAACAUUCGAUUGGCUCAGCACAAACAUUCCACAUGAGAGCAACCAAAGAACUACAGAGUAAGAUGGGGGUUGGGGGGUGCAUCACAAAAACAUUCACAGUAAAAAAAAUCUGGUAUAAUCGUAAUAUAUAUAUAUACAAUACGGUGCUUUUAAGGUGAGGAUGGUUGACGUGAGAGGAGCGGGGAGGUGGAUUUCAGGGUGCAAAGGGGAAAAUGGAGAGCUGUACUUUUUCUCUGUGAAAAGGGAAACAUGGCAGAUGGGAUGGAUACUGUUUUGAGCUGUCAGGAGCAAGGCUUAGAAUACAAUAAAGCAAUCUGCCCCUGA